Messenger RNA from Microplitis demolitor, 1542 nucleotides. RefSeq lists its product as uncharacterized. The record is from RefSeq and is a predicted model, not a curated record. The transcript is spliced from 2 exons. The coding region runs from base 96 to 1280 and encodes 394 amino acids. Lineage: Eukaryota; Metazoa; Arthropoda; Insecta; Hymenoptera; Braconidae.
CGUAAAUUACAUUUUAUUUUUAUUUUUUUUUCGAUUAAUGAGAUUCUUUGCACGCUGGAGUUACCGUAAAAUCAGUGCGUCAAUCGCGCUGGGUUAUGGUGAAAUUUUCAUCAAUAAUUUACCUCCGGAGUCUGGCGCUCGUCUCUUUGAUCAGUUUGAUGGUCGACUCCAAGAGUCAUCAUGCUCAUCAUGCCACUUCUCAUCUACAUCCGCAUUCUAACUCACGGCAUCAACGUCAUUAUGAUUUGCAUCACCGGAAGUCAAAUCGAAAUAAAAGAUCAGAGUCAACUGUCAAUCCUCUAAAUGACGUCAAUUUUAUAAAUAAUAAUAGUAAUAAUAAAUCAAUGGAUAUUAUCAAUACUGACAGUGAUAAAUCGAUGAUAAAUUCAGACAAAUCUCUAGUCGAUCUUGAAAAAUUAUUUGGGCCGAUACCUCAUCAGCUCUAUGACCACAUCCGCGUGAAGCGGAACAAUUUGAAAAAUAAUUUCGGCGAAUCGAAUUCGCGGGCAUCAUCAGAAUAUUUGAAAAAAUUGGCGGACUCAUUCGCUGGUCCAGCAGCUGAAAAUGACCAAGACAAUUUUGACGAACUGGAAACCAAUGACAGACAGUUGUCAUUUAAUUCUGAUGAUGUUAUGAGAAAAAAACGCCGUGCUUUAGAUAAUGACUUUGAGGAAACGAAUUUUUUUCCUGAUGAUUCGGGGCUGGUUAAUUUGAUUCGGACGAAAAGAUUUGGAGAUCCGGACAAGAAAAUUGGCGGAAGAUCAGCUAAAGGUAAAAGAAAUGUGAGAAAUAAAAAUAUUAAGCUGGAACAUGCUGAUGGGAAAGGGAGAGAUGGGUUCAGAUUGAAGCGCAAGAGUAAAAUUACCGGUAACAAGAGACUGAAGAAAGAAAAUUUGAAAGUUGAUAAAUUAAGCCGGGUAAAUAAAGUUAAAGAUAAGAGCAAAUUAAAGAGGUGUACGAAGAGUGGUAUCAGUAAAAAUGAUAAAAAUUUAAAUAAGAAACAUGAUAAAGUUAAAAAUAAAAUACGCAAGAGACGUAAUUCCGGAGAUUCAAAAGCUUUGGCGCCACUUGAAGAAAUACGAGAUCUUGCAGCAAAUCUUGUUUCAAAGGUCGACGAGCUCGAGGGAUCGAUAAAAAUAAACCGAAGAUCCGGGCGUAAUUCUCAUGGGUAUCCAGCAAUCAGCAAUUCGAAGCGCGUUCAUCAUCUUCUAGGAUCUAGACACUCAGGUACGAUUUUUAUAAAAAAAAAAAUGUAUUUAAUUUGUUGCCGUUGCUGCUGAUUAUUAAUUUAAAUUAAAAAACUUAAAUUACAUAUUUGGAAUUGAAGAUAGCUAGUGAUUUUAGUUAUUCACCUGACAAGUUUAUGAUACGACCGAUAAUGAGAAUGAAAGGACGAAAAAAUAGAGAGAGAAUGAUAAAAAUAAAGAGGAAGAGGAAAAGGAAGAGAAUGAAUGACGAUAAUGAUAUUGAUAAUAAAAUAGACACGUGUAAAAAACCCAGAAUGAAAAAUAAAAAAUGGGCGCGUUGGACUGACUGGAGUAG